GAUGCGUAUAAGAGAACCACUGUGCAGCCUCAGUCAAAGGCCAUGUAAUUCUCGCACGUGCCAUUGGGCCGGGACCUUACGGCCGACACAAUGAUUGUUUUCGAUUUCUUGUCCGUGUUAGUGAUCUUGUCUCUUGUUGACAAAGCAGUCAGCGAUGAGCAGCCAUGUGGCAACAUUGCAAGACGUCACGCACCGCCGGGGUUCUGGCCCGGUUGCCGCUUCUAUUGUCCCGGCAUUAAUGGUUGGGAAAUAGGAUUUUUCCUCGACGGUGAAGAAUGCGUGUAUAACAAAAAUGCAGACAUCAAUGGGACAUGUUGGCAGGGCCACUGCUACCCCGAACUGCCAGAGGGAGUUACUUUGCCCAGUACCACCGCUGUAACACGUAAAGUGAGGACAACACAGUUAACACCUGAAAGUACUACUACUAACAACGUGAUAAAUGAAGGUAACAGUACAAAUGAAAUAGACGGUAAGAAGAAAAAAAAGAAGAAGAAGAAGAAACAGAGAAAAAAGGUGAAAAAGAAAGACGAGCAAGAAAAAAAAGAAAAGAAGCCGAAGGAAAAGAAGAAGAAGAAAUCAAAGCGAAAAGAAGUACAGAGCAUUGAGUGGUAAACGGUAGAGCCUCGGCAGAAUGAAAUUGAAUAAAUUAUGUUUCAGAAAAAGGGCUAUG
Messenger RNA from Rhipicephalus sanguineus (brown dog tick), 670 nucleotides. RefSeq lists its product as uncharacterized. Bases 91 to 612 code for a protein of 173 amino acids. The transcript is spliced from 4 exons. Lineage: Eukaryota; Metazoa; Arthropoda; Arachnida; Ixodida; Ixodidae. The record is from RefSeq and is a predicted model, not a curated record.